Salvelinus fontinalis (brook trout) is the source of this 6681-nucleotide messenger RNA. RefSeq names its product protein FAM117B-like. The coding region runs from base 636 to 1670 and encodes 344 amino acids. Lineage: Eukaryota; Metazoa; Chordata; Actinopteri; Salmoniformes; Salmonidae. The transcript is spliced from 8 exons. The record is from RefSeq and is a predicted model, not a curated record.
GCGCCCUAGCAACUGCGGCAUCAGCACGAGCAGCGUGGUGACUCGCUACGACAAAGCCACGCACGGAUCCGCUGUAACGGUCUCUCUCCGCUCUGCAAGCAACACAUCCUCCAUCCCCAGCCCUGUUAUUUGUUAUUUCCCUGAUAUUCUUCGCGCUAAUCUGCAACGUGGAUCCUCGCUAUCUGAAAUAUUUUACAUCGUUUUCAUCGGAUGAUAUAUUUUCACCAUCACGACAAAACGGACUGCUCAUCCUCAUUAUCAACAACACCGCGCGUUUCAGCGGGCAGGCUACAGCAACGCCCAUAGCAACCUCUCUAUGCGCAUCCACGAGCCAUCUGUUCAUUACUGCUUGUUUGUGUCUGUCGUCUCCGUCUCCGACAUCUCUGCUCGGCUGUCGCCCUCUCCCGGUUCCCCCCCCUGAUCCCCCCCAGUCUCGUCUCCAGAAUAGCGGCAGGUCUCAUCUCUCGCCUCGCUGCUGGGCACGUACCCUCCAUCACAAGGCCUCUUCACAGAGAGCAGCUCCUCCCACUUCCUCUGGCUCCUCCCAGCUGUGGCCCCUACUGGGCACGCUCCCUGGCUCUUACCUGAUUGGUCCCCGGCCUCAGGACGGAAGCCACGCCCACCACACUCCCUACAUGAGGGACAAGGCCACUCAGACCCCCAGGGCCUGGGCGGACGAGAGGAGACGGGGGAGCCACAAGAGAUCAGCCUCCUGCGGGAGCACCGACCAGCUCAAAGAGAUCGCUAAGUUACGACAGCAACUCCAGCGUAGUAAGCGCAGCAGCCGUCACCGCCGGGACAAGGACCGCAAGUCCCCCUUCAACGGGAGUCAUGCUGCCAUCAUCCAGUCACAGGCCCAGAUGCCCAAUAAGACCAUCUUGAUCGCCAAGCCGACGGCGCCGCGCUUCCGGAACAGUGUGGAGGGUCUCAACCAGGAGAUUGAACGCAUCAUCAUCCGUGACACGCCACAACUACGAGAUGAGGUCAUUAUUCCCCAAGAUGUCCCAGACGGACACCGCGCCCCCCCACCCCUCCCCCCCCAGCGCAGCAGCUCCACCCGAAGCAUCGACACACAGACCCCCUCAGGGGGGGGCCUCGGUGGCGGUAAGCAUAGCAACAGCAGCAGCCGGCCCGACUCCAUCUCUCCCUCCUACCUCACCAUCCUCAACGAUAUGGGAGGAGGCAGCCCCUACCCCGCAGAAGAGAAAGAACUGGGGCCCUGCUCGCCUCUCCCGAAGUAUGCAGCGUCUCCGAAGCCCAACAACAGCUACAUGUUCAAGAGGGAGCCGCCGGAGGGCUGUGAGAAGGUCAAGUUCUUUGAGGAGUCACUUCCCAGACCCCUCCAGGAGAUUCCUCCCUUCCUGUGUCCGGACCGUAACAAGGUCAACUUCAUCCCUAAGAGCGGCUCAGCCUUCUGCCUGGUCAGCAUCCUGAAGCCUCUGUUACCCGCCCCAGAGCUCAGCUUCAGAUCAGGGGUUGGCCUCCGCAGCCUGUCCCCCAGCUUGGUGCCUCUGGGUGGGGUUGGCCUGCGCAGUCUGUCCCCUUCCGUGAUGCCUCUAGGUGGGGUGGGCCUCCGUAGCAUGUCCCCUUCCCUAGGGGUAUCCUGGGGCACCAGCACGGUCCACCAGCAACCCUGCCUGCCCAGACACCUGGAGGAACCGGAGAGCUAGAGGUCCACACUUCUGCCCUGGAGGACAGACUGCUGAAUAACAGUCAGAUGAACAUAAUACCCUGCUGCUGGAGACGUCUUCGACAUGCUAACUCCCCUGGUCAUAACUGUCCCCUGGUUCUACCUGGUCAACUCCACCCACUGGUCCUACCUGGUCCCAACGUUCCACUGAUCCUAUGUACUGAGAGGAUACAGGAAAUACUUUUUAUUUUCAUCGUAUUAAACCACGAAACCACAUUUUUAAAUCGUUAUUAUGUUUCUUGAAUUAAGAUGUCUUCCAGUGUGAAGCUGUGUGGUUUCCAUGGUUAUCCAAGCUGUGUGGUUUCCAUGGUUAUCCAAGCUGUGUGGAUUCCAUGGUGAUCCAGGCUGUGCGGUUUCCGCGGUGAUCUGGGCUCAGAGAUAUCGUAGCAAAACUAAGAUUGGGGGACGAAAGAAAAACAAUAAUGUGCCUGAAGACCUGUCUCGUGGUGUCUGUCCAGUGUUCUGCUUUGUCUGCCUCCUCUCGCUCUCUCUCAUUCCCUCCCUCCUUUCCUCCCUCCCUCCCUUCAUCCCUCCCCUUUCCUCCCUUUCAUUUAAGGUUGGUUAGGGGUCAUUUAAGGUUGGUUAGGGGGUUAGGGGCCAUUUAAGGCUGAUUAGGGGUCAUUUAAGUUUGGUUAGUGGUCAUUUAAGGUUGGUUAGGGGUCAUAUAAGGUUGGUUAGGGGGUUAGGGGCCAUUUAAGGCUGGUUAGGGGUCAUUUAAUGUUGGUUAGGGGGUUAGGGGCCAUUUAAGGCUGGUUAGGGGUAAUUUAAGGUUGGUUAGGGGUCAUUUAAGGUUGGCUAGGGGGUUAGGGGUAAUUUAAGGUUGGUUAGGGGUAAUUUCAGGUUGGUUAGGGGGUUAUGAGUAAUUUAAGGUUGGUUAGUGGUCAUUUAAGGUUGGUUAGGGGCAUUUAAGGUUGGUUAGUGGUCAUUUAAGGUUGGUUAGGGGCAUUUAAGGUUGGUUAGGGGUCAUUUGAGGUUGGUUAGGGGUCAUUUAAGGCUGGUUAGGGGGUUAUGAGUAAUUUAAGGUUGGUUAGUGGUCAUUUAAGGUUGGUUAGGGGCAUUUAAGGUUGGUUAGGGGUCAUAUAAGGUUGGUUAGGGGGUUAUGAGUAAUUUAAGGUUGGUUAGUGGUCAUUUAAGGUUGGUUAGGGGCAUUUAAGGUUGGUUAGGGGGUUAGGGGCCAUUUAAGGCUGGUUAGGGGUCAUUUAAGGUUGGUUAGGGGGUUAGGGGCCAUUUAAGGCUGGUUAGGGGUAAUUUAAGGUUGGUUAGGGGUCAUUUAAGGUUGGUUAGGGGGUUAGGGGUAAUUUAAGGUUGGUUGGGGGUAAUUUCAGGUUGGUUAGGGGUCAUUUAAGGUUGGCUAGGGGGUUAGGGGUAAUUUAAGGUUGGUUAGUGGUCAUUUAAGGUUAGUUAGGGGUCAUAUAAGGUUGGUUAGGGGGUUACGGGCCAUUUAAGGCUGGUUAGGGGUCAUUUAAGGUUGGUUAGGGGGUUAGGGGCCAUUUAAGGCUGGUUAGGGGUAAUUUAAGGUUGGUUAGGGGUCAUUUAAGGUUGGCUAGGGGGUUAGGGGUAAUUUAAGGUUGGUUGGGGGUCAUUUCAGGUUGGUUAGGGGUCAUUUACAUUUACAUUUAAGUCAUUUAGCAGACGCUCUUAUCCAGAGCGACUUACAAAUUGGUGCAUUCAAAUUUAAGGUUGGCUAGGGGGUUAGGGGUAAUUUAAGGUUGGUUAUGGGUCAUUUAAGGUUGGUUAGGGGGUUAGGGGCUAUUUAAGGUUGGUUAGGGUUCAUUUAAGGUUGGUUAGGGGGUUAGGGGCUAUUUAAGGUUGGUUAGGGGUCAUUUAAGGUUGGUUAGGGGGUUAGGGGCUAUUUAAGGUUGGUUAGGGGUCAUUUAAGGUUGGUUAGGGGGUUAGGGGCUAUUUAAGGUUGGUUAGGGGUCAUUUAAGGUUGGUUAGGGGUCAUUUAAGGUUGGUUAGGGGGUUAGGGUAACUUACUUAGGGUUCGGUUACUCAACUAGAAUUAGGGCUCUAUUCAAUCUGGACGGCUGAAGCGUUACAGACCGUGUGAUAGAAAUGUAAAGGUCAUUUUCCUAUUGAGCCGACAUAUGCGGCGUUUACCGUGAAUGCAGUCUCCGCUAACACAGGAACAUCGCCUUCACAUUUCUAUCAGGUGGUAAAGUUGAACUUCAGCCAUACAGAUUGAAUAGAGCCCUUUAGGGUCGCCGGGAGUUUUGGUGGUUAUUACUAAGAGCUCAGAAUGUAUCCCGGUUAGGGCUCUAAACGCUCUACGUAACAGUACAGACUUCUAAACUACCCGUCGACUCAACAGAGAAAUGCUCUUCUGUCAAAGUAGAUGUUAAUAUUGGAGAUUAUAUUAGGUCCUGUUUUACAACCUGUAGCAGUAGAGAUGGGGUUAAAGGUCAACUUUGGACACGAAAAGACAGUCCAACUCCGCAUCUUUCCCAGUUUUCUAAACAUAAAUGGGGUGUGCCUUUGGUGGCACAUCAGUGUCAUUCUAGUCAGGUGUGCACAUGACCAACGUACAGUUGGAGUCGGAAGUUUACAAACACCUUAGCCAAAUACAUUUAAACUCAGUAUUUCACAAUUCCUAACAUUUAAUCCUAGUAAAAAGUCCCUGUCUUAGGUCAGUUAGGAUCACCACUUUAUUUUAAGAAUGUAAAAUGUCAGAAUAAUAGUAGAGAGAAUGAUAUAUUUCAGCUUUUAUUUCUUUCAUCACAUUCCCAGUGGUUCAGAAGUUUACAUACAUUCAAUUAGUAUUUGGUAGCAUUGCCAUUAAAUUGUUUAACUUUGGUCAAAUGUUUCAGGUAGCCUUCCACAAGCUCCCCACAUUAAGUUGGGUUAAUUUUGGCCCAUUCCUCCUGACAGAGCUGGUGUAACUAAGUCAGGUUUGUAGGCCUCCUUGCUCGCACACACUUUUUCAGUUCUGCACACAAAUGUUCUAUAGGAUUGAGGUCAGGGCUUUGUGAUGGCCACUCCAAUACCUUGACUUUGUUGUCCUUAAGCCAUUUUGUCACAACUUUGGAAGUAUGCUUGGAGUCAUUGUCCAUUUGGAAGACCCAUUUGCAACCAAGCUUUAACUUCCUGAUUGAUGUCUGUCUUGAGAUGUUGCUUCAAUAUAUCCACAUAAUUUUCCUACCUCAUGAUGCCAUCUAUUUUGUGAAGUGCACCAGCCCCUCCUGCAGCAAAGCACCCCCACAACAUGAUGCUGCCACCCCCGUGCUUCACGGUUGGGAAGGUGUUCUUCGGCUUGCAAGCCUCCCCCUUUUUCCUCCAAACAUAAUGAUGGUCAUUAUGGCCAAACAGUUCUAUUUUUGUUUCAUCAGAUCAGAGAACAUUUCUCCAAAAAGUACGAUCUUUGUCCCCAUGUGCAGUUGCAAACCGUAGUCUGGCUUUUUUUAUGGUGGUUUUGGAGCAGUGGCUUCUUCCUUUCUGAGUGGCCUUUCAGGUUAUGUCGAUAUAGGACUCGUUUUACUGUGGAUAUAGAUACUUUUGUACCUGUUUCCUCCAGCAUCUCCACAAGGUCCUUUGCUGUUGUUCUGGGAUUGAUUUGCACUUUUUGCACCAAAGUACGUUCAUCUCUUGGAGACAGAAUGUGUCUCCUUCCUGAGCGGUAUGACGGCAGCGUGGUCCCAUGGUGUUUAUACUUGCAUACUAUUGUUUGUACAGAUGAAAGUCGUACCUUCAGGCGUUUGGAAAUUGCUCCCAAGGAUGAACCAGACUUGUGGAGAUCUACAAUUUUUUUCCUGAGGUCUUGGCUGAUUUCUUUAGAUUUUUCCAUAAUGUCAAGCAAAGAGCCACAGAGUUUGAAGGUAGGCCUUGAAAUACACCCACAGGUACACCUCCAAUUGACUCAAAUUAUGUCAAUUAGCCUAUCCGAAGCUUCUAAAGCCAUGACAUCAUUUUCUGUGAUUUUCCAAGCUGUUUAAAGGCACAGUCAACUUAGUGUAUGUAAACUUCUGACCCACUGGAAUUGUGGUACAGUGAAUUAUAAAUGAAAUAAUCUAUCUGUAUACAAUUGUUGGAAAAAUGACUUGUGUCAUGCACAAAGUAGAUGUCCUAACCGACUUGCUAAAACUAGUUUGUUAACAAGAAAUUUGUGGAGUGGUUGAAAAAUGAGUUUUAAUGACUCCAACCUAAGUGUAUGUAAACUUCGACUUCAACUGUAGCUAGUUCAUUAGCUAAGCUAGCCACUGUAGCUAGUUUGUUAGCUAAGCUAGCCACUGUAGCUAGUUCGUUAGCUAAGCUAGCCACUGUAGCUAGUUCAUUAGCUAAGCUAGCCACUGUAGCUAGUUUGUUAGCUAAGCCAGCCACUGUAGCUAGUUUUUUAGCUAAGCUAGCCACUAUAGCUAGUUCGUUAGCUAAGCUAGCCACUGUAGCUAGUUCAUUGGCUAAGCCAUCCACUGUAGCUAGUUUGUUUGCUAAGCUAGCCACUAUAGCUAGUUCGUUAGCUAAGCUAGCCACUAUAGCUAGUUUGUUAGCUAAGCUAGCCAGUAACUCCUCCACUAUGUGUUGACAUCAUUUCACAGGAUUUGUUUUUGGAGAUCGGAAAGAAAUGGCACUUCUGUAGCCAAAUAUCUUAUUUAGCCAUUUUUUUAAAGCAAUAAAUGACCAUGUAUGAUGGUGCAUUGAUCAGUUAUACUGUUUAAAAUACAUUAUUUUUGCGCUUUUGCCCAAAAUCGACCUUCAAAUGUAUUGGCAGAGAUGUCCACCAGGGUAGACUGGAGGGGAUGGGAGGUGAGUUGGUAAUGAAAUACUCAACUUGAUGACAAAUAAAUACUUUUAAAGAAACGCACAAAUGGAAAAACAUCUCAAAUAACAGUUUAAUAAAGUUCCUUCAACAUGUCUGCUGAUAACAGCCCCGUUUCAUCCCAAGACGUUACAUACAUCUUCGUUACAUACAUCCCCGUUUCAUCCUAUGACGUUACAUACAUCCUUUAAGUGAAAUAAAAGGCAAAGUUGAAUAAAAUAAAGCAUUUGUGAUUGAUAUA